GUUCAACAUACUGUGGCUUAUCAACCAACAGGUUGUAUAUAUGGACCCUGCAAAAGAUACAACAGUCCAUGGGCGGUGUCAGAAAACGUUCAAAGAUUCUGCCGGGUCAAUGCACCCAAAGGUGUCCCGUCCGCCUGCAUGCGCUUCUGAAUGAUAGGAAGAAAUCUCUUAUCAGGAAAGCAGCUUAAUUAUCCACACGUGAUCAGCCUACAGAAUCAGAUGAGCGUUGAUCGACCACAAAGCACACUUAACGACAUCUGCUACAGGUCUGGGGGCCGUCGUAUGGAUACCCAACAGACACGCCGAAUUAUUAAUGUCCCAAGGAAAGUCCCUUGCGCUAAGUCAAAACUCUUUCCUCCAACCUCCGGAGAAGGGGGAUAAUUCCGAGGAGGAUCAUUCCGAGGAGCUUUCUUUCAGACGACAGAAGCGGCAAGCAACUGUUUACGAUGCUGUAGCUGGCCGGAUAAAUGCGCAUGGGUUCCUCCCACUAGUGCCGUUCGCUUCGCGAUACCGUGACACGGCGUCGUCCAAUUCUCGACCUGUUCGUCCGGAAGAAGUUCUCUUUCGUCGGCAAAAUGCACCCAUCCGGUACGAGGAAAACGACUUUUACUUUGCCCACGAAUCUCUCCCGCCUGAGCGUCCGCUGCCCAGUUCCGACUUGUUAGAGGCUAUUCAUUCCUACUCGGCUGAUUACUACGACUACGCGACUCCGGAUCGCGGCCAGGAUGAUUACCAGAGCAUGGAUGAAACGGCAUUGAUUGCCAUGGGCAUACUGAUGGAGGAGAUGGCGAAGGAGUCCCUGGGUGAGACAGGGGACCUGGUUCUCGUGGAGGGAGAAGAGCUACGAAGUGACGAAGAUCAGUCCCAGCACCAGACGACAAGGAGCGCCCGCCGUAAAAGGGCCAAUACCGGUCGUAGUAGUAUCUUGGCAAGCUCGGGAGACGAACUAGGGAGUAUCGUGAGGAGGCAUAGGAAGAAGCGAACAAAGAAACAGCGACUGGUUCGGACAGCUUCGACUACGGAUGCGGAGUGAACGAAACACAUUCCCUGCGACUAGUGGCAAUUGCGUGGAUAUAUCGUGCCAGCUAUUAGUAGUUUCUUUUUGCCUGGAAUUGAUUGGUCUCGUGAUUUGGCCCAUACGCACUUAAUAACAACAGUGGGUGUUGGUGAUUCGGGACGCUUCGAUCCCUUGACAAUUGAUCCGCCAAUGAGC
Aspergillus alliaceus is the source of this 1213-nucleotide messenger RNA. RefSeq lists its product as uncharacterized. The record is from RefSeq and is a predicted model, not a curated record. NCBI's taxonomy places the organism in Eukaryota, Fungi, Ascomycota, Eurotiomycetes, Eurotiales, Aspergillaceae. Gene Ontology annotation, molecular function: RNA polymerase I cis-regulatory region sequence-specific DNA binding. Gene Ontology annotation, biological process: nucleolar large rRNA transcription by RNA polymerase I. Bases 314 to 1033 code for a protein of 239 amino acids. Gene Ontology annotation, cellular component: RNA polymerase I upstream activating factor complex. The transcript has 3 exons.